This is a messenger RNA of Exophiala aquamarina CBS 119918, 2118 nucleotides long. RefSeq lists its product as uncharacterized. The record is from RefSeq and is a predicted model, not a curated record. The transcript has a single exon. The coding region runs from base 1 to 2118 and encodes 705 amino acids. NCBI's taxonomy places the organism in Eukaryota, Fungi, Ascomycota, Eurotiomycetes, Chaetothyriales, Herpotrichiellaceae. Gene Ontology annotation, molecular function: transcription cis-regulatory region binding; metal ion binding. Gene Ontology annotation, biological process: positive regulation of transcription by RNA polymerase II.
AUGUCAUCCAGCGCCACCUCCACGCCGGCAGUAUCCAAACAGUAUCCCUCACCCGCACAAACAAACUACUUCCAGUCUCCUGCCAUAAACACCCCCGACUCCUCAAGACGCAGUAACACUUCCGGUGGCGGCACCUCUGUUUCUGCUACGCGUCCCAUUCCCCAACCGCGUGGGAAUCAGUCACUGAAGAAGAACCACAAACAAAAGACCAAACCGCAUCUGGUGGACGACGACGCCAUGGCUGAAGUUACCGCAAUGAGGUCAAUUAAUAGUCGGAAGGGCCAGACUUCCAUCACCCAUCUGAUGAACUUUGCUUUGCCGCCCCGCCCCCAGCAUCAUUACCAACAUCACUUCAACAACCGCCACCAACCAAGACGGAAUCCCACCUGGGGCCUCGGCUCGGGUUAUCACGCCGUUGACAAAGCUCGUUACGUUCAUGCAAACUACCGCUUUAUCGUUCGACCUGACCGGGAAUACCAUCCUCAGACCACCGAUGCCGAUGUCUAUGUCAGCUGGGAUGCCGUCCUACAGGUUCUGGCCUCUGCCGAUACCCAGUCUGCAAGUUGUCCCAUCUGCCUAUCGACACCUGUUGCUCCACGAAUGGCAAGGUGUGGCCACAUCUUCUGUUUCCCUUGCCUCAUCCGUUAUAUGCAUUCGACUGACGACUCUAAUCCUGUUCCCGAGAAGCGAGCGAGAUGGAAGAAGUGUCCGAUUUGCGAAGACAGCAUAUACAUUUCAGAGGUUAGACCCGUGAGAUGGUUCAGUGGCCAUGACGCCAGUAUGCUCCGCGAAGGGGGUGAUGUCCUGCUUAAGCUUCUCAAGCGUGAACCAGGCACCACUUUAGCCCUCCCUCGUGAUGCUGCUGACAGCUAUGGUUGCCACGAUGACAUCCCUUGGUUCCAUGUUGCCGAGAUCAUGGAAUAUGCUCGUUUCAUGAAGGGAGGAGAAGCAUACAUGUCGGCCCAAUACGAUCAGGAAGUUGUCGAUUUAGAAACCCAAGAGAAUGAAGACGAAUUGAUGUUCGGUGACGAAAACACUUGGACUCGCAAAGCUGUCGCUUCCAUCGUUGAUGCCAAAGAAAAACUUUCCGGAUCCGGUAACCCUCCGACACCUACCGCUCCAGCCACCGUGACUUCCGGUAAUGAGAUUCCGGACUCAUGGGAGGACGAGGGUCGAAAUGGGCAGUCGACCUUGACUUCUGUCAUAAAGGAGCUAGCUAUCGAGCAAAGCAUGCCUCCGACCACGCCGGUACAUCCCACGAGACCUCAACCUGUGUCGGGCCGUCCAUCAGGUUCUCCUUUCUAUUUCUACCACGCCUUGCCAAACUUCUUCCUCUCGCCUCUGGAUAUUCGUAUACUCAAGACCGCAUAUGGAGACUUUUCGGCUUUCCCUUCGACCAUUUUGCCCCGCGUUGAACAUAUUUCCACCGGCCACAUAGUAGACGAUGAUUUGAGAAAGAGGGCUAAAUACAUGGCGCAUCUACCAUCAGGGUGUGAGGUAACUUUUCUCGAAUGUGACUGGACUGAUAUUAUCAGCCCAGUCAUACUGGCCCAAUUUCAAGACGAUAUUGCUAGGAGGAGAAAGCGUAAUUUGGAAAAAGAGACUCGAGAGGAGAGGGAUAGACUUAGAGCAGAAAAGGAGGAGGAAGAUAAGCGAUGGGCGUCAGCCAGACGGAGGAGACCCAGUUCAGUUCCCAAGAGCUUCAGUGAAGCUGAUUUCCGACCUUUAGUGGACACCAACACACAUCCAAGCUCAUCCCCGGGUGAGUCCGCACUUGCAGCCACCCCUCCAUGGGGCAAUACGAGGGCUCACUCGUCCUUUGCAAUGUUGGCAACACCUGGUACCAGUCCCGACGCCCCAAGGACCGUGUGGGGCACCGCGGCUGUCGCAGCGAGUUCUCCCACCCUUGUGGCGGCCCCUGAGCCUAUUGCGCACGACGAUGGGUGGCUGCAAGACUGGGAGAAGGACCUGCUGGAUCAUGAUGACGCAAUAGCCAUGGUCGAAGCCAGUUUGAAAGGGGAAAGCAACAACCCAACUCGUAUAAACCCAGGAUCGACAAAGAAGGGCAAGAAGAAGAAGAUUACUCUGAUGUCGACGAACAAUCGACGGGGAGCAUAA